Syngnathoides biaculeatus (alligator pipefish) is the source of this 3829-nucleotide messenger RNA. RefSeq names its product palmitoyltransferase ZDHHC20-B-like. Gene Ontology annotation, cellular component: Golgi apparatus; endoplasmic reticulum. Gene Ontology annotation, molecular function: protein-cysteine S-palmitoyltransferase activity. The transcript is spliced from 14 exons. The record is from RefSeq and is a predicted model, not a curated record. Gene Ontology annotation, biological process: peptidyl-L-cysteine S-palmitoylation; synaptic vesicle maturation; protein targeting to membrane. Bases 41 to 1159 code for a protein of 372 amino acids. NCBI's taxonomy places the organism in Eukaryota, Metazoa, Chordata, Actinopteri, Syngnathiformes, Syngnathidae.
CACUGACACUCCCUUUCCCCCAACCUCAGUAGAGAGAAAGAUGGCGCCCAUUCACAUAUUGAGAUGCUGCCAACGGGGAUUUGCUUGGAUACCUGUGAUUUUCAUUGCUAUGGUCGUCUGCUGGUCCUAUUAUGCCUAUGUGGUGGAGCUUUGCAUUUUCACCAUCAAGAGUAUAGGAAUACAGGUGGUAUAUCUCAUCUUCUUCCACCUCUCCUUCAUAAUGUUUGUAUGGUCUUAUUGGAAGACCAUCUUCACAAAGCCUGCCAACCCUUCCAAAGAGUUCUGCUUGCCCAAGGCGGAGAAGGAGCGCUAUGAGAAGGAAGAGCGGCCAGAAUCCCAGCAAGACAUUCUAUGGCGAGCUGCUGCCAGCCUGCCACUUUAUACCCGCACCGGAGCAGGAGCAAUUCGUUACUGUGACCGCUGUCAAGUAAUCAAGCCGGAUCGGUGUCAUCACUGCUCUGCGUGCGACAUGUGUGUGCUGAAGAUGGACCAUCAUUGUCCCUGGGUGAACAACUGUGUGGGCUUCUCCAACUACAAGUUCUUCAUCCUCUUCUUGGCGUACUCUCUGCUUUACUGCUUGUUCAUUGCAGCCACAGUGCUACAGUAUUUCAUCAAGUUCUGGACUCUUUGCCGGAGAAAAUCGGCUGAGAACUGCCCAAAGAAUGACCUGCCAGAGACCCACCAACACGCCAAAUUCCAUGUCUUGUUUCUCUUUUUUGUUGCGGCCAUGUUCUGCAUCAGUAUUCUCUCCCUCUUCAGCUACCACCUGUGGCUUGUCGGGAAGAACCGGUCCACUAUAGAGGCGUUCAGAGCACCUGUCUUCAGGACUGGGUCCGAUAAGAAUGGCUUUUCUCUGGGGUUCCGAAAGAAUAUCGCUCAGGUAUUUGGAGACGAGAAGAAGUACUGGCUGCUGCCAGUCUUUACCAGUCAAGGAGAUGGUCUGACAUUCCCCACCCGGCUCGUCAAUGCAGACAUCGAGCAACCGACAAUCACCGUGCACCCGGAGCCUAAUAAAUGUGAAGUGACUGUGAGCCCGCUCUCCGAAUCACAGAACCGCCUUCUGAGCAACGAGCAGCAUACUAACAGCGUUGUACACCAUAUGGCUAAUAAUCCCGUCAAAUCAGACCCAAACGACAUCACCACAGUCUCCAUGAAGUGAAUCCUAACCAGGAGUGACUCCUCAAUCAUCCAGUCUGAUGCCUUAAGCCGUGCGACAAUUUCACUCAUUGCCAUGGUGACGACCCCUCAGUGCAACCGCAGAGUAACUACGGAAAUGCAUUCCUUUUGCAUAGCACAGAGCUGUGUCCACGGCAUUGGCUUUUUCUCUGCAUGCAGCAGCAGCACCAGCUGUCCUAAACCUUCAUUUUUAACGCUACACAUAUCUGUAUUAUUGGAUGAUUAUGCUUUCUUUUUCUGGAAUAUUUAUAAUGACGCCUGUGGAAAUCCUUUGCUGGAGUUAUGAGCUGCUUUUUAAAUUUUUUUCAUUUUUAACUUUGUAUUUUUUUUUGGUGCCAAAAGUUACAUGGAUCCAUCCACAUUAAGAUGGUUUUACAGGCACAAAGCUGGAGCAAAAUGUGGGAGAUAAGCUGUCUCGUUACCUUUUUGUUUUCUGUGAAGAAUCCAUUGAAGAUGGGGCAAUUAUUUUUCUUUGAACUGUAUUCUUGGAAGAUUGUGGGUAGGGGGGGACAUCCCAGCACACUUCCCAGAUGGAUGGGUCAGUGGACCGAUUUUGUCAGAGCACAAGAUGGUGGAUUUGCACUGCAGAGAUCGUCGAUGUCCAUCAUUGUGCUGCUUUUUCACAGGUUGGCAAAGCAAAUGGAAAUGGAUCUUUUGUGUGCGCGCGCUUGUGUCUGUGUGUUUAUAAUGUGCAGCAUUAUUUCGUGCUUUUAUAUUGGGGUGGGACUUUAACGCAUUAAUUGUGAUUAAUUAACUAUAUAAAAUAGUUUGGGGGGGGUGAACCUAUUUUAAUCUCAUUUUGUGUUGCAAACAAAGUGGAGGUUUCCUGUCAUACCGAUUAGAAGGCCACCAAAACAGAGGAAUUGGAUGAAACAACAUAUCCAAGACUCAUGAGAGGCAAAUUUCAUGAGGAAAGAAGAAUAAUAAGAAGAAGCCUUGGUAAUUGUAAUUUUGUGCAAAAAGGAGUUUCCAUACCACUUAAGCACUUCAAUACUCCAACAUGUGAUACAACUUUUCAACUUACAUGCCGACAUUUAGGGAUAAUGCUGUCUUUAAAAAAAAAAAUAAAAUGGCACUUUAACUUUAGGUCUUUCAUUUUGGCCAGAGAUAUUUUCUAUUAAUUUUUGUACUGUUUUGUAUAGAAAUGCACUUAAAUGCAUAUACCAGAGUUAACAAUAUUCCUGUCUGUGUCAAUUACUUGACGCAAUCAUACAUUAAAAUCCAUUUGAAUUCAACCAUUUGCUUUUUGGGACAAAUAUUGUGACAUGAUUCAAAUGUGAUUCAUUACAAAGCCUCUAAUUGUUUUUUUUUUUUAAUUUUUUUUUUUUGAGUCUCACCCCUGGUUUUUAUACAUUAGCUUGCGGUGUAUAUAGAAUUCCCUUAUGUUUUGUUCUGCCCACAUUGCUUGAAAAAUUCAACUUUUAUUGCCAAAGUAAGGGCUGAACCAUCAGGAGUUCAUAUUUCUGAACUACAGUACACUUGUUUACAGCAUCCUUAGCUUUACCUUUCAGCUCUGUGGGCCAAACGACAUGAAGUCAUUGCGCUUUUUUUUUUUUUUUUUUUUCUCAAAACUGGACCUCUUGCUUAUCAUGUCUCACUCUGACCAGCAGGUGGCAACCGGGCGUUAGUGUUGCUUCCACACUACACAACAAUUAUCGUAUACACGAUGUUUAUGUGGGUAAUUGAGAAUUAUUAUUUUUUUUAUUAUAAGCAAAUUUGCGUUGUAAUGGAUGUCCGAGCCUCAGCGUAUGUUUAUGGCUCAACCAUCCCGUGUCGGUGGCAAGGCAGGAACAUCAUCAAUCACAUAGCGUCUCAAGUGCAUCACUAUUAUUUUUCAGUGCAGGAUUUUUAUUUUUGGGAUGACCAAAUAAUUUACCAAGGAAUUCUGUUCCGUAUAUGCAACUUUAGCAGCACAUUAUAUUCAUGUCUAAUGGCAUCUUUGUGGUUGUUGCUGGAUGAGCCUCUUGGUGUUUGCAUCCCAUGCUGUACGAGUUUACUACAGCCAUUAAUAUAUCGUAUAGAGUUACCUGUGGUGUUGUACCUUGUUUUCUAUCAUACUGUAGCUGUGAUACAUGUAAACAAAAUGGUAUUUAAUGUGAUGAGGGAGAGUUGUUAAUGCCUGCUCUCUGGAUUUUGUUUACCUGUUGUUGUUCAAACAAGUUGCAAAUUAGACAUUGGAAGAUAUGAUUAAAAAAGCUCAGUGGGCAUCCUAACAUGAGGCCCCAUCGAAAUGUAAGAAAUCAAAAUUUAGUGAACAAAUUUCUUUACAGGCCAUUCAAAAAAAGCAUGAUGAACUAGAACUUCUCCAUUGUUACCAUCUAAUUCCAAUAUUUGGACCUAUCAUCAUUUUAUUUUCUAUAAAUGGCCUCAUCUUUUUCUGGGCUGUUGGACCUCGACGUCAACGAGUGCGUGUGUAUUUUUUGCAAUGUGUUGUUUUGUAAAAUUAUUGUCUUGAGAGAAAUGCUUCAGUGCAGCAACCUGUUUUCUUAUGUACGAUGUACGAUAGGCGUAAUGCCAGAAUAAAGCCAAAAGCAUGGCGCCUCCCUGUCAAAAAAAUUGAAUUGUAGCUGUGUGUCGACCUGGUUCCGAAAUGAAGGUGCAUCAUGUUUGAAAACAGCUUUAUUCUGGUGUGUCUGAAUAAAUGAAGCCAUAA